AGUCGGACCGGACCGGAAGCAUUUGUGCAUCUAUGAUCUAUCUAGGAGAGCUAGGAUGGUCCCGUAACGGACCGCAAUACCCACCAUCCAGAUAACAGUACUAGUCAUAUUGAACAGUCCUCUUCACAUCAGCUCUUCUUCACUGAAAAUUACGCGACUGAAAUACCAAGUGUGCAACAUCUAGUGUGGACCAAUCCGUAGACUGCACAAUCCAGCACCAGAGAACAGGUCCAUCAUACUGAGUGAAGGACCGUGUAAACGAGGUCUUUAAAGGGACAGCACCGAGGUCGUACGGAGACAGGGGCUCUAUCAUGGGUCUCUUGGCGUACCUCAAGUCCCUCUUCAUACUGCAGCUGCUCGUCGGCUUCGUCUUCGUCGUCAGUGGCCUCAUCAUCAACUUCAUCCAGCUGUGCACCUGCGUCAUCUGGCCCUUCAACAAGCAGCUCUACCGCAGAAUCAACUGCAGGCUGUCCUACUCCCUAUGGAGCCAGCUGGUGAUGCUGUUAGAAUGGUGGUCGUGUACAGACUGCACGCUCUACACUGACCAGGCCACAGUGGACAAGUUCGGCACGGAGCACGUCAUCAUCAUCCUCAACCACAACUAUGAGAUCGACUUCCUCUGCGGCUGGACCAUGUGUGAGCGCUACGGCGUCCUGGGGAGCUCCAAAGUCCUGGCGAAACAUGAGUUGCUGAAGGUUCCUCUGAUUGGCUGGACCUGGUAUUUCCUGGAGAUUGUUUUCUGUAAGAGGAAGUGGGAAGAGGACAGAGAAACCGUCUUCAAGGGGCUGGAGAGGCUCAAAGAUUACCCAGAGUACAUGUGGUUCCUGCUGUACUGUGAAGGCACGCGGUUCACAGAGAAGAAGCACCAGAUCAGCAUGCAGGUCGCAGAGAGCAAAGGCCUCCCCAAACUCAAAUACCACCUACUGCCCCGAACCAAGGGCUUCACCACCACUCUGCAGUGCCUGAAGGGAACGGUAACGGCAGUGUAUGACGUGACGCUGAAUUUUAAAGAUAAGAAGAUCCCCACACUGCUGGGGAUUGUCAGUGGGAAGAAGUACAAGGCGGACAUGAGUGUCAGGAGGUUCUCUGUAGCGGAUAUUCCAGAUGAUGAGAAGGAGUGUGCUGCCUGGCUUCACAAGCUCUAUCAGGAAAAAGAUGCUCUGCAGGAGCACUAUGAGAAGGAGGGCUGUUACCCUGGGCCCACUAUCAUCCCUCCACGCCGGCCGUGGACGCUGCUCAACUUCCUGUUCUGGGCCACCCUGCUGCUCUCCCCCCUCGUCAGCUUCGCCUGGGGGGUCUUCAUCAGCGGCUCCCCCCUCCUGAUCAUCGGCUUCCUCCUCUUCGCCAUCGGAGCGUCCGUGGCGGUGCGCCGUCUGAUCGGUGUUACGGAGGUGAAGAAGACAGGCUCCAGCUACGGCGACCCCGAGACCAAGAAGCAGAAAUAGACGCCUCGCGGCGCUACCGUGCACCGCGGUCGCCGUACGGUAACCGUACAGUAACCGUACAGUCACCACGUCCGGUCACGGCCCUGUUUUUAUUCUUAGAACACAAGGAAGCACGCUGACAUGGGGAGCUAACAAUAAUAUUUAAUGACCAGAUUAAUAAUUAAUUACAGUGAUUGCGUCUGACUUCAUAAUUGGAAAAAAAAGAAAAAAACAACAACUAAUGAAUGAGAAAAAUAAAACAAAAGGGACUGUGAAUCGUUUCUCCAUCAUGACGUCCAAACGGGAGGCUGCUCCUGGACCUACCGACCAACCGACCUACGCUGGGGGGGGGGGGUGACUGGCGUUCCCUUCGCCCCCAAGCUCAGGGUUUCCUGCGGUCCCUGGACACCGACGCACAGUCCCCCCCCCCUUGAAUUUCAGCACUGCACUUCCUGUUCAUGUCCCGUUCCCAGGCCCAGCCCAGUGAGAAACCCCGCUGUAUCUCUCUCCUCUCUAGAGCGGACCCAACUCCAACUCUAUCCCCCCUUUCUCUCUUUCUCUCUUGGGGAGUGUCUACAUGAGGUAUAGGAGGGUGUGGAGGUUUUUUAGGCACUGAAUGAAACCAGUAUCCAGGCCCCAAUCUGGUUUACUUUAGUUCUUUGAACCCCAGUAGACCCAGUGUAAUAAGACCCACUACUCUACAUGCUAAUCUUGCCCCGCUAAACAGUUCCAGCGCUACACAGCUCCACGCUCAUCAAUAUUCAUGAGCUGGCAGGCUCGCAAUGCAUUGGGACAGAGUGAUUUCCAGUUAUAGUGAGUCUAAACACACAAUGAUUUGGCUCACAGCUGAAAACAGAGUGGAGGAGUUGCUGCUGCGCUGUUAUCCCACUGUACCUGCCUCUGCUAGACUUCUUUAAGGGGAAAUGCACACACACAGAUUGAAGUUUAAAUGUAGAGUGUCAGUUACAUCUGUUACAAGUGAAGGGUCUCUGCUAAGGAUCUGCUGGUGCUGUGUAUCUUUAUUGCACAGUUCUCGCAACUUCACUUCCUGUGUCCCGUUCUGCGCGUACGUUACUGUAUUGUUCUUAUUUUUAAUUUUAUUUUGUAUUUUGUUUGUUUUUUUGUGGUGAGGGCGAAUGAGUGUGUCUGUAAUUGGAUGUCCAGUAAGGGAAGAAAACAGCUGUGAGCCCACCCUCAGUACUACGGCCCUGUCAAUCACGUGGCUGUCUGCUGCUUUCAGUUGAUUUAUUCAGUGGCAGACUGAUGAGUCAUUUUAUCCCCCCCCCCCCCGCCAGCAUGUCAGGUGGCGGCCGCAGUUUUGACCGCAGUGUGACCCCUCUGCUCAUCUCUGUCCUGCCUGCCGUGGCACAGACACGCAGAGGCCUGCACGCGGACACUCAGUCAGAUCAGCACAGACACGCAGAGGCCUGCACACGGACACUUUAAGGCAGAUCAGCUCAAACCCUGAAGCUCAGGCUGGCCAAUUCCAUUAAUGCAAAGUACAAACGUGUGCUAAACCAAUUUUUCCCCUGCCCAUUGCACAGAGCAAGGCCCAUCCCAAUCCCCUCUAUUUGCCCCAUGAAAUACGUGCUGUUGAGGAAGGCUGAGUGUGCUCUGUGCUGUUGGAGAGCGUCCAGAGGGAACAGAGGUCACGGUGGAGCAGCGUGGUUAUUGUCCAUGUGACUGUCCACUCGGCCAAGAAAGCAAGGCAAGAGAGAGGAAAUCCGCUCCUCUCUUAUGUGCAUGAGGCCGCCACGGCCUGCCGCGUCUGCCGGGGGGGCGGGGUUGGGGUUGGGGGGUUCAUUAACGUGUGGCACACACUUGUUUGUUCUCCUGGGUCAGAUGUACAUAUACAGUUAGUGUGCUGAGGAGUAGAUACAUUUUAAUGCAUGGCUUAUGCACUACUUGCCACAGUUAAUGUUUUGCUGACUGGAGGCACAUCACAUGACAAACUGCUGAUUUCUCUGCCAUGGGUAGAGGGGGUGGGGCGAUGGGAUGAUUGCCCCUCCCUCUACCUGUGUGUUUUUUUUGCUGCAAGCGUAGAAGACAGUGCCACCUAGCUGCAGGCACUGGGAGCCCACUCCUGCUUUCUCUUGUUUUUAAUCAUUUUUACUCUCAUUGAAUUAAUAUGAAUUUCAAUUCCCCAACAGCUGAGAUGUGACUGGCGCUGUUUUUCUGGCCUUCUCAGUGUUAAGAACACCUGCAGUGUGCAGAAAUUUAUCACGUAUAGAAAACUCUGCAUCAGGAGGCAGAGUACUGUGUCAAGUCCUACAUACCCCCUGCCCCAGUGCAUGCUGGGUAUGACACUCCACCCUCCUAAUCCGAUGCCACGCUACACUCUAGGGGGGGUGUGCCUCUUGGCUUGUGUUCUGUUUUCUGAUUGUGUGCAUCACCAGUCACGGGGAGGCUGGUAGAUAAUGGACUAAUUUGGGCCACCCCUUGAUAAAUAAAAAGCUGCUGCAGAAUGAACUGCAAGCAGAGCAGUUCAUGUGCGAUUUACACCCCUUCUCCCUUAUCUCCCACCAACAACAAUUUUAUGACUGAGCAGUAUGUGAAUGAUGUUUGUUUUAAUCAAAAUCCAGAUGUGAAAUUGGGUUCUCCCCUCUCUCUGUGUGCUGUGAAUUCUCAUGUGAUUCUCUUGUAAUGUUUCAUAAUGUUUAAUUGUGUUCUCACCAUAGCAGCAGUAAGAGAAUGUUGUAUGCUUGUUAGGGUGUGUGAAACAGGUGUCAAACUGUCACUCACGGAUACUGUUGGGCAUUAUUGUUGUAUGUUGGGACAAUGGCAUUCAUGUUAUCCUGAUAUGAUUAGGCACUGACUUUUGUUUUUGUUUGAAGUAUAAAUGUUUUUCAGGGGGUUGCAAGCCUGAAGGAGGAGUGCAGUUUUGGUGUUUUGUUAGCGAACGUGUGAACACUUCAUUAGUGGUUGGCAUGUGAGCAGGAAUUAACAUAAUGUGCUGGGAACAAAGGCUUGCAUCCUUCUGUUUACAAAGAAGUACUACAGAGAGGGAGUCCACUCACUCAUUUUUUAAAAACGUUGCUAUGUGAAGAAUGAAGUUUAAAGGUUAAUGGAAACUGUGGAAGAGUGGAGUGUCUUGAGUCAAUCCCUAGACUUAAGUGACUCCCAGCACCUGCUGCAUCUCGUGGCUGCUCUGAUCCAUUUUAUGCAUUUCAAUUACCACUAGAUUACAGAUUACCAAAUUCAGAGAUGCAGUAUUUUGUUAGAACAAAAAGGAUUUAAUUUUGGCUGAUAUUUUGUACAUUUCCCAUCAAGAACUUCAGCAGUCCACCACUCAAACUCCCUCAGGUGUCUGUACAGUCUUUAGUUAACAAAGUUACAGAACCAAGGCAGAGUAAAAGCAAAAGAAUAGAGCUUGCAUAACUUUAAUCUUUCUUACACUGGAAGUUUUUAUUGAAAGUUCACAAUUAUGUAGAUUUUUUGUUCAUAUUUUCUUUUUGAAUUAAAAAAUAAAUAAAUGAAAGCUUUAUUGAAAUUAA
Messenger RNA from Anguilla anguilla (European eel), 4918 nucleotides. Its product is annotated as 1-acyl-sn-glycerol-3-phosphate acyltransferase gamma-like. NCBI's taxonomy places the organism in Eukaryota, Metazoa, Chordata, Actinopteri, Anguilliformes, Anguillidae. The record is from RefSeq and is a predicted model, not a curated record. Gene Ontology annotation, cellular component: endoplasmic reticulum; endomembrane system. The coding region runs from base 312 to 1445 and encodes 377 amino acids. Gene Ontology annotation, molecular function: 1-acylglycerol-3-phosphate O-acyltransferase activity. The transcript is spliced from 10 exons.